CUAGCACUUCAUCACCAAAGAACAGACCAGUAUAUCGCUUAAGACAGCAUGGUCGAAAUCAACACCAUCAAGAACAAGCUCAAAAGGGAGGAGCUUUUUCAGAAGCAAAAGGCUGCCAAGGCAAAGCAAAAGAGGGACCGUCGUACAGCACUGCAAAAGGAGGAGGCAUCCAAUCCUGAGAAGAAGGAGAAACGUCUGGCCGAGAAUGUCCCUAAUACACUCGAAAAUACUAGAGAAUUUGAUGAGACCAUUGUCGAGGAGGACGCAGAGGUAGCUGCCGACGAAGCAACGGACGAGUUUUCACGGUACUUCCAGAACGGAGUUCCACCGAAGCUUUUAAUUACUACUAGCAAGGGACCAAGCGCUUCCGUGUAUGAGUUCGCCACAGAACUCAUCGAUAUAUUCCCCAACAGCCAUUUUGUGAAACGCAAACCCCAAUUUGAGAUGAAGCACAUCAUCGAGUUUUCAAAAAACCGCGACUUCACUGAUAUCAUGGUCAUCAAUGAAGACAGGAAAGAGCCUAAUGCAUUGACGCUGAUUCACUUACCUGAUGGACCCACCGCACAUUUUAAGCUGAGCUCAAUCUCGCUUAGCAAGGAUAUUGAGGGACAUGGGCGCACUUCCUCGCACAAACCGGAACUGAUUCUCAACAACUUUAGCACCCGUCUAGGCCACACAAUCGGAAGGAUGUUCACCGCGCUCUUCCCUCAUGUACCAGAGUUCCAGGGACGGCAGGUCGCCACACUGCACAACCAGCGCGACUUUAUCUUUUUCCGGAGACAUCGAUAUGUCUUCAAAAACGCGAAGCGUGUCAAUUUGCAAGAGCUGGGUCCACGGUUCACACUGAAGCUGAAGUGGCUUCAGAAGGGCACAUUCGAUCGCAAGGGAGAACACGAGUGGAUGUUCAAGCCCGAGAUGGAGACGAGCCGCCGCAGAUUCUUCCUCUAGGCAGUCGAAGGCUACGACACGAAAUCGACUACCAUUUCGGCGUAGUUCGGUCAUGCAGGCCGGACAUUUAUCUUUCCACAAACAUUAUCAUAAUCAUCACCAUCAUCGUCGUAAUUACCGCUCUCUUUCGCUUUUGCAUAUUCUCAGCAUACGUACUUGUACUAUAUCUCAAAUAUAGCUUUUCUCUCAGUUCUAUUUAUCUGUCCCCUGCCUGAGUUGUUUAUCCAUAGUAUGGG
Gamsiella multidivaricata is the source of this 1184-nucleotide messenger RNA. Its product is annotated as anticodon-binding protein. The record is from RefSeq and is a predicted model, not a curated record. The transcript is spliced from 5 exons. Gene Ontology annotation, biological process: maturation of 5.8S rRNA; maturation of LSU-rRNA. Lineage: Eukaryota; Fungi; Mortierellomycota; Mortierellomycetes; Mortierellales; Mortierellaceae. Bases 49 to 948 code for a protein of 299 amino acids. Gene Ontology annotation, cellular component: preribosome, large subunit precursor; nucleolus. Gene Ontology annotation, molecular function: rRNA primary transcript binding.